Molecule: messenger RNA, 564 nt
Organism: Dermacentor andersoni
Lineage: Eukaryota; Metazoa; Arthropoda; Arachnida; Ixodida; Ixodidae
Product: tigger transposable element-derived protein 6-like
Cellular component (GO): nucleus
Molecular function (GO): DNA binding
Source: RefSeq, a predicted model, not a curated record
CAUCCAACGCUUGUUGAUCGCGAUUGAUGCUGCCAUGCCAGUUCGCAUCAGCUUGCUUGCCGCCGUGGACAUGUUGAAAGCGGCGUGGAUGGAAAUCACCGCGGAGUGCAUGGAAAAUUGCUUCCGCAAGGCGGGUUUUAUGGGCCCAGGCACCGAGGACGCCAUAGAUCACCCACCGGAAGGCCGGUCGCACGAGGACUUGUGGCAACGCGCCGUUGACACGCAGCUGGCCGGACCUGACGUCGUCUGGGACGAUUUCGUUUCUGCUGAUGACGACGCCGACAUUGCGGAGCCAUGCACUGACGAAGCUAUUGUGCGUGAAGUGCGAGCCCUUCCUGACUGCCCAGAGACCGACGAGGACGAGGAUGCUGCUCUACCGCCGGUGGCUGUGAAUGCUUCAACCGCGAUGGGUUACAUCGCGUCGCUUAAGGAACUCGUGUGCAGCAGAGGCCUUGGCAAUGAACAUAUUACCGCGCUGGAAAAAUUAGAAACGGCAGUGAUGCGAUCAGCUUUGAAGAAGCAGACAUGCAUCACGGACUUUUUUCAAAAAUAAAGUGAACUUUC